Oncorhynchus mykiss (rainbow trout) is the source of this 9169-nucleotide messenger RNA. Lineage: Eukaryota; Metazoa; Chordata; Actinopteri; Salmoniformes; Salmonidae. The record is from RefSeq and is a predicted model, not a curated record.
GCCCAGAGACCCUGCAGCGGUUGCGGCGCUGUUCAGCUUCAAUCUGUUCAGAUUACCAGAAGACGUCUGAGUACAGGGAAGGACACUGCUCGUUCUACCCUCAAUAAAUUGUUACCAGAUUGCGGUUCCUAUUCGGGCACGGCAGAGAGAGUGGAUGUAAACAAUAUAGGGGUUUCCCUUUCGUCAGGUUCUUCCAGAAUCUUCUAUUUUGUAUCCUAAUUAAUUGAUGCAGUUGAACAGCGAUUAAAGCAGGUGAUAUCGAUCUGGUUGAAUGGACACGACAAGUGAGAGGCCGGUGGUGAAGAUGCCGGGAGCUGUGUCUCUUUCGGACCGUGAAAUCCCCCCGGGUCAUGGGCAGCAAGGGUGCUCUGGUACCGGGAAAAUAAUGGUAUCUGGCUCGGGUUCUAUGGUUCUACCGGGCGGGAUAAUCAACCCGCAGGUGCCCAUCCGGAAUAUCAAGAUGAAAUUCGCGGUUCUGAUCGGAUUGAUCCAGGUGGGGGAGGUUAGCAACAGGGAUAUCGUGGAGACUGUGCUCAACCUGCUGGUGGGGGGCGAGUUUGACCUGGAGCAGAACUUCAUCAUAGCGGCAGCGGAGAGCCUGGGCUGUGUAGUAGAGCUGUUGGAGCACUGUGAUGUGACCUGCCAGGCUGAGGUGUGGUCCAUGUUCACAGCCAUCCUCAGGAAGAGUGUCCGCAACCUCCAGACCAGCACUGAGGUGGGCCUCAUAGAGCAGCUGCUGCUGAAGAUGAGCUCCGUUGACGACAUGAUCGCAGACCUGCUGGUGGAUAUGUUAGGAGUGCUGGCCAGCUACAGCAUCACAGUGAAGGAGCUCAAAUUGCUGUUCAGUAUGCUGAGGGGAGACCGAGAACUCUGGCCGAGGCAUGCAGUGAAGCUGCUGUCUGUUCUGAACCAGAUGCCUCAGAGACACGGUCCAGACACUUUCUUCAACUUCCCCGGACGCAGUGCUGCGGCCAUAGCGCUGCCUCCCAUUGCUAAGUGGCCUUACCAGAACGGCUUCACUCUCAACACCUGGUUCAGAAUGGACCCUCUAAACAACAUCAAUGUAGACAAAGACAAACCAUAUCUCUACUGCUUUCGCACCAGUAAAGGAAUCGGCUACUCUGCACAUUUCGUGGGCAACUGUCUGAUCGUGACAUCGCUGAAGUCUAAAGGCAAAGGCUUCCAGCACUGUGUCAAAUAUGACUUUCAACCUAGGAAGUGGUACAUGAUCAGCAUCGUCCAUAUCUACAACCGCUGGAGGAACAGUGAGAUCCGUUGCUACGUCAAUGGUCAGCUGGUCUCCUAUGGCGACAUGGCCUGGCACGUCAACACCAGCGAUAGUUAUGAUAAGUGCUUCCUGGGUUCGUCGGAGACAGCUGAUGCUAACAGGGUAUUCUGUGGUCAGCUGGGGGCCAUCUAUGUGUUCUCUGAGGCUCUCAACCCAGCUCAGAUAUUUGCCAUUCAUCAGCUGGGAGCGGGCUAUAAGAGUACGUUUAAGUUUAAGUCGGAGAGUGACAUCCACCUGGCAGAGCACCAUAAGCAGGUCCUGUAUGAUGGGAAGCUGGCCAGCUCCAUCUCCUUCACCUACAACGCCAAGGCUACAGACGCCCAGCUCUGCCUGGAGUCAUCGCCCAAGGAGAACGCCUCCAUCUUCGUCCACUCACCCCACGCCCUUAUGCUACAGGAUGUGAAGGCCAUAGUGACCCACUCCAUCCACAGUGCCAUCCACUCAAUAGGAGGGAUCCAGGUGCUGUUCCCUCUCUUCUCCCAGCUGGACUACCAUCAACCCAACGACCAGCACAACUACCAGCACCAUGAGACCCAGCUGGAGACUACCGUCUGUGCCACCCUCCUGGUGUUCCUGGUUGACCUGUUGAAGAGCUCAGUGGCGAUGCAGGAACAGAUGCUGGGAGGGAAAGGAUUCCUUGUAAUCGGGUUUCUGCUGGAGAAGUCCUCCAGGGUCCACAUCACUCGUGCGGUCCUGGAGCAGUUCCUGUCCUUCGCUAAGUACCUGGAUGGGUUAACCCAUGGAGCGCCACUCCUCAAACAGCUCUGUGACCACAUCCUGUUCAACGCAGCCAUCUGGAUACACACCCCCGCCAAGGUCCAGCUCUCUCUGUACACAUACCUGUCUGCAGAGUUUAUCGGCACAGCAACCAUCUACAACACCAUCCGUCGUAUUGGGACUGUGCUGCAGCUGAUGCACAGUCUGAAGUACUACUACUGGACCUGUAACCCUGAGGCCAGCAGUGGCAUUACACCUAAAGGACUGGAUGGUCCAAGGCCCACCCAGCAGGAGAUCAUCUCUCUCAGGGCUUUCAUGUUGCUGUUCCUUAAACAACUCAUCCUCAAGGACCGAGGUGUGAAGGAAGAUGAGCUGCAGAGUAUCCUGAACUACCUGCUAACCAUGCAUGAGGAUGAUAAUAUCCAUGAUGUUCUUCAGCUGGUAGUGGCUCUGAUGUCAGAACACCCAGCCUCCAUGAUUCCAGCUUUCGACCAGAGGAACGGCAUAAGGGUGAUGUACAAGCUGCUGGCCUCGAAGACUGAGAGCAUCAGAGUCCAGUCCCUCAAAGUCCUAGGAUACUUUCUCAAACACCUGGGACACAAAAGGAAGGUUGAGAUCAUGCACACACACAGUCUCUUCACUCUCUUGGGGGAGAGGCUGAUGCUUCACACUAAUACUGUGUCAGUGACCAUCUACAACGCGCUGUACGAGAUCCUGACAGAGCAGGUGUGUACCCAGGUUGUCCACAAACCCCACCCUGAACCAGACUCUACAAUCAAGAUACAGAACCCCAUGAUCCUUAAGGUAGUAGCGACCCUGUUGAAGAGCUCGUCCCCCAGCGUUGAGCUGAUGGAGGUUCGACGUCUCUUCCUCUCAGACAUGAUCAAACUGUUCAGCAACAGCCGCGAAAACCGACGGUGUCUGCUGCAGUGUUCAGUAUGGCAGGACUGGAUGUUCAGUCUGGGCUAUAUCAACCCUAAAAACCCAGAGGAACAGAAGAUGAUGGAGAUGGUCUAUAGCCUCUUCAGGAUCCUGCUCUACCAUGCUAUCAAGUAUGAGUGGGGAGGUUGGAGGGUCUGGGUGGAUACACUCUCCAUCGCUCACUCCAAGGUAACAUACGAGGCCCAUAAGGAGUACCUGGCUAAGAUGUAUGAGGACUACCAGCGUCAGGAAGAGGAGAACAUUAAGAAGGGGAGGAAGGGUCUGGUCAGCACCAUCUCAGGCCUGCAGGACCUCCAGGCCGGGGGCAUCCAGGGGAACAUGGAGAUCAGAGAGAUAGACUCCCAGACACAGACCCCGGAGAGCGAGGCCGACUACCCCGAGACCCCCGGCCACCCCCGGAACACACCGUCAGAGGGGAAGACAAGGGAGGAGGGGGGGCUCGGGGGGACAGGGACGACGGGGUCAGGGGUCAGAGUGGAGGUUCAUGACCUGUUGGUGGACAUCAAGGCUGAAAAGGUGGAAGCCACAGAGGUGAAGCUGGAUGACCUGGACCUGUCUCCAGAGCCGCUGGGCGUGACAGUGGGUGUGGCCGGGGGUGUUGUCUCUGAGGACAGGGGCGGGGCGUUGGUCCAGGUGGACUCCCUAUUGGACAACGUUUACUGUGCUGCUGUAGAGAAGCUAAGCAGCAGCGCCGCCAGUGGAGUACUGGUCCCCAACGCAACUGUCGCCGUCGCGCCCGACAACCACAACACUGGUCCCCUCAUCACCCUUGCUGAUGACGACAAGGACAGUCUCCCUAGCAACAGCAGCUUCAUGUUUGGCCAGGAAGAGCCCCUGGUCCUGCCAAGUCCUGGUUCUAACCCUGAUCCAGACCCUGAGUCCCCUUUCCCCCCGGGCCACAGCCAUGACCUGGGCCUGCUGGACCACAUGACUGGCAGCUCUGAGCUGGGGACCAUCGGCAUGGUCGGCACGGUCACUCCUGGUGGUCCGAUCAGCAGCAUCCUGGAGGAAGAUAGAUUUAAGCUCCAGACCACCCUGGGUGACGUCACCUCCAUGCCCAGGGAAGAGGCCUGCUCUAAGGGGUCAGAGUUCACAGAGACCGGGGCUGGAGCUAGGGUUGAAGGGUCUGGGUUGUCGGAGGGGGGCGAGCCCUUGGCUGGUGGGAAAGGUAGUGGGACAGAUGCAGUCAGCAACACCUCAGACACUGAGAGGUCAGACGAAGGAAAGGAGGUUAAGAAGAUUCAGACCACUGCUACUACACAGUCCCUCCAUAGUCGUACAGCAGCCCAGUUAGAGCGUGACCUGCGUGUGGACCUGGGCUUCAGAGGGAUGCCCAUGACAGAGGAGCAGCGACGCCAGUUCAGCCCAGGCCCUCGCACCACCAUGUUCCGCAUCCCAGAGUUCAAGUGGUCGGCCAUGCACCAGCGCCUCCUCACCGACCUGCUGUUGGCCCUGGAGACAGACGUCCACAUCUGGAGGAGCCAUUCAACCAAAUCCGUCAUGGAUUUUGUCAACAGCAAUGAGAACAUCAUCUUUGUCCACAACACCAUCCACCUCCUCUCUCAGAUGGUAGACAACAUCAUCAUCGCCUGUGGAGGGAUCCUUCCUCUGCUCUCUGCUGCCACCUCUCCUUCUAGUACCCAGGUUAGUGCAUAUGCUGCUGAGUUGGAGAACAUCGAGGCGACCCAGGGCAUGUCUUCAGAGACGGCGGUGUCCUUCCUGUCCCGUCUGAUGGCCAUGGUGGACGUUCUGGUGUUCGCCAGCUCACUCAACUUCUCUGAGAUAGAGGCUGAGAAGAACAUGUCCUCUGGAGGCCUGAUGAGACAGUGUCUACGACUGGUGUGUUGUGUAGCAGUGAGGAACUGUCUGGAUGUUAGACAGAGACAGAGGGACAGAGGGACCAACAGUAAAAGCCAGGACAACCUGUAUGGUGCAGCAUCUGCCAACAAGGACCCUGACAGACUUCUACAGGACGUCGAUAUCAAUCGUCUGAGAGCUGUCGUGUUUCGGGAUGUGGAUGACAGCAAGCAGGCCCAGUUCUUGGCACUAGCGGUGGUCUACUUUAUCUCUGUCCUCAUGGUGUCAAAGUACAGGGACAUCCUGGAACCACAGAGAGAGACCAACAGGAUGAUCAGCCAAUCAGCAUACAGCAUUCGCCACGAGAUCAACUCAUCUACCAGCACAAAGACCCCCCUGGCGUACCCUGACCAAAGUAAGGAGCCCCCCACCCCUGUUGAGGAGCUCCACAUAGAGAGAGGCUGUCUGCCACACACCGACUCUGGCAUUGGAGAGGAACAGAUGGCCAGUGUGUUAAACGGGGCAGACUUGGACACUUCAGGACCCGGGCGAGCUGACGCCAUGUCCUCCCUGCUCAGCAGCCUCUCCUCUGGGGAGAAGCAUAGCCAAGAGUCCCUCUUGGAGCCGCCUGGCCUGGAGGUCCUAAGGACCACCUCCUCCAUCUCCUCCAUCAGCCACUCAAACAUCAACGUACGAAGAAUCCUGAAGAGCCUAGUGGCUGGGCCUGUAGAGGGGGUGGAACCUGGACCAGAGCCCCUCCCCUACCCUGAUCUUGCCGUACAGAGAGAGACCCAUUCCCCCAUGCUGCCCAUGCAGUUCCACUCCUUUGACAGGAGUGUGGUGGUCCCAGUGAAGAAGCCUCCACCAGGCAGUCUGGCUGUGAACACGGUUGGACACGCAUCCUCCAGCAGCCUGGCAACAGGCUCCACCCCCAACAUCUUUGUUGCAGCCUCCAACACCCCCAAGAGCAUGAUCAACACCACUGGAGCUACAGACUCGGCCUCCUCUUCCUCCACCUCCUCCUCAUCCUUCGUCAACGGGGCCACCAGUAAGAACCUGCCCGCUGUCCAGCCGGUGGCACCCAUGCCUGAAGACACAGUGGAAAACAUGAGUAUCACUACUAAGUUGGAGCGUGCGCUGGAGAAGGUGGCCCCCCUGCUCAGGGAGAUCUUUGUGGACUUUGCACCGUUCCUCUCUAGGACCCUGUUGGGAAGCCAUGGUCAGGAGCUGCUCAUAGAAGGUUUGGUGUGUAUGAAGUCCAGCACCUCCGUAGUAGAACUAGUCAUGCUGCUCUGCUCUCAGGAGUGGCAGAACUCAAUCCAGAAAAAUGCCGGCCUCGCCUUCAUCGAGCUCAUCAACGAGGGAAGAUUGCUGUGUCAUGCUAUGAAGGACCACAUCGUGCGUGUUGCCAACGAGGCAGAGUUCAUCCUCAACAGACAGAGAGCAGAAGAUGUCCACAAACACGCUGAGUUUGAGUCUAACUGUGCCCAGUACACUGCUGAUCGGAGGGAGGAGGAGAAGAUGUGUGAUCACCUGAUCAGCGCUGCCAAGCACAGAGACCAUGUGACUGCCAACCAGCUUAAACAGAAGAUACUCAACAUCCUCACCAAUAAGCAUGGAGCCUGGGGCAGCCUGGCACAGAGUCAGCUGAAUGACUUCUGGCGUCUGGAUUACUGGGAGGACGACUUACGGAGGAGGCGGAGAUUCGUACGGAACCCCUUUGGCUCCACCCACCUGGACAUCCCCUGCAAGAUGCUGGACGACUAUGGCAGCAAGGAGGAUGAGUUGGUCAAGUCGAAGAAGGGGUUCCACAGCCAGACAGUAGCCAAUCAGAGCCCAGAGACGGACCUGAUGUUGGAUGGAGACGAUGACACUGCCAGUCUGCUGCAGGAGAAAGAGAUGGACAACCUGGCUGGCCCAGUGGUCCUCAGCACCCCGGCCCAGCUCGUGGCCCCGGUAAUAGUGGCACGAGGGACGCUCUCCAUCACGACGACCGAGAUAUAUUUCGAAGUGGACGAGGAUGACCCCUCCUUCAAACUGCUUGACUCCACGUCACAGCAACAGACAAGAGGAACCAGGAAGGGGUAUUACAUCCAGGUUCUGGCAUACUCAGAGGGUCUGCAUGGUAAAUGGAUGUUCAGUGAGAUCAGAGCAGUCUUCUCCAGGCGAUACCUGCUCCAGAACACUGGCCUGGAGGUCUUCAUGGCCAACAGGACGUCAGUGAUGUUUAACUUCCCAGACCAAGCCACAGUGAAGAAGGUGGUCUACAGUCUACCCAGGGUCGGAGUAGGAACCAGCUAUGGCCUACCACAAGCCAGGCGUAUCUCCAUGGCGACGCCCCGGCAGCUCUUCAAGUCGUCCAACAUGACCCAGCGCUGGCAGAGGAGGGAGAUCUCCAACUUCGAGUACCUCAUGUUCCUCAACACCGUCGCAGGGAGGACCUACAAUGAUCUGAACCAGUACGCCGUGUUUCCCUGGGUUCUCACCAACUACGAGUCCGAGGAGCUGGACCUCACCCUGCCGGGCAACUUCAGAGAUCUCUCCAAGCCAAUUGGAGCAUUGAACCCGAAGCGUGCAGUGUUCUAUGCAGAGCGCUACGAGACAUGGGAAGAGGACCAGACCACCCCAUAUCACUACAACACCCACUACUCCACCGCUAACUCCACCCUGCUCUGGCUGCUCAGGAUAGAGCCUUUCACCACGUUCUUCCUGAAAGCUAACAACAACAAAUUUGACCAUCCAGACCGGACCUUCUCAGCCAUCACCCGCUCCUGGAGGCACUGCCAGAGAGACACCUCAGACGUCAGGGAGUUGAUUCCAGAGUUCUACUACCUGCCGGAGAUGUUUGGUAAUAGUAAUGGUUACCACCUGGGCCAGAGGGAGGACGGCAAGAUGGUGUGUGAUGUAGAGCUGCCUCCCUGGGCCAACAAGCCUGAGGACUUUGUCAGGAUCAACCGGAUGGCCCUGGAAAGUGAGUUUGUGUCGUGUCAACUGCAUCAGUGGGUUGACCUUAUUUUUGGCUACAAGCAGCGUGGGCCUGAGGCGGUGCGCGCCCUCAAUGUCUUUCACCAGCUGACCUACGAGGGUUCCGUCAGCCUGGACAGCAUCACUGACCCCGCCCUCAGAGAGGCAAUGGAGAAGCAGAUUCUGAUUGUUGGACAGACUCCGUCUCAGUUGCUCAUCGAGCCACAUCCUCCUCGCAGCUCGGCCAUGCACCUGUGUUUCCUUCCCCAGAGUCCUCUGAUGUUCAAGGACCAGAUGCAGCAGGAUGUGAUCAUGGUGUUGAAGUUCCCCUCCAACUCCCCGGUGACACACGUAGCAGCCAACACCCUGCCACACCUCUCUGUCCCUGCCGCUGUCACCGUCACCUGCAGCAGACUGUUCGCUGUCAACCGCUGGCACAACACUGUCGGUUUGAGAGGAGCGCCAGGUUACUCCCUGGAACAGGCCCACCACCUGCCCAUAGAGAUGGACCCUCUGAUUGCCAACAACUCUGGGAGUAACAAGCGUCAGAUCACAGACCUGGUGGAUCAGAGCAUCCAGAUCAACACACACUGCUUUGUGGUUACCGCCGACAACCGCUACAUCCUGGUCUGUGGCUUCUGGGACAAGAGUUUCAGAGUCUACUCCACCGAGACAGGUAAGCUGACCCAGAUAGUGUUUGGCCACUGGGACGUGGUGACAUGUCUGGCCAGGUCAGAGAGCUACAUCGGGGGAGACUGCUAUAUCGUGUCAGGGUCCAGAGACGCUACUCUGCUACUGUGGUACUGGAGCGGACGACACCACAUCAUAGGAGACAACCCCAACAACAGUGACUACCCGGCACCGCGAGCUGUGCUGACCGGCCAUGACCAUGAGGUGGUGUGUGUCUCUGUGUGUGCCGAGCUGGGACUGGUCAUCAGUGGAGCCAAAGAGGGUCCGUGUCUGGUCCACACUAUAACAGGGGACCUGCUGCGGGCCCUGGAGGGCCCAGAUAACUGCCUGUGUCCCCGCCUCAUAUCAGUGUCCAGCGAGGGCCACUGUAUUAUCUGCUACGAGAGAGGACGUUUCUGUAACUUCAGCAUCAAUGGAAAACUACUGGCUCAGAUGGAGGUCAACGACUCAACACGGGCCAUUAUGCUGAGUAGUGAUGGUCAGAACCUGGUGACGGGUGGAGACAACGGGGUAGUGGAGGUGUGGCAGGCCUGUGACUUCAAACAGCUCUACAUCUACCCAGGCUGUGAUGCUGGUGUCCGCGCAAUGGACCUCUCUCACGACCAGAGGACUCUCAUCACUGGCAUGGCAUCCGGCAGUAUUGUGGCGUUCAACAUCGACUUCAACCGGUGGCACUACGAGCACCAGAACAGAUACUGAGGGUUACAGAGACAGAGAGGCAGUACAACAUGGCCGCAGGUUUGGAGGACACCUGUUAACCAACUACACAGG